Bathycoccus prasinos is the source of this 1332-nucleotide messenger RNA. RefSeq lists its product with no specific name. NCBI's taxonomy places the organism in Eukaryota, Viridiplantae, Chlorophyta, Mamiellophyceae, Mamiellales, Bathycoccaceae. The record is from RefSeq and is a predicted model, not a curated record. Bases 1 to 1332 code for a protein of 443 amino acids. The transcript has a single exon.
AUGACGACGAACGAAGAGCUUGAUGUGAAGAGAUCUCAUCAGAUCAAAAAGAUAAAAAACGAAAAAGCGACAAACAACACACACACGCCACAUAACAAAACAGAAAUUUAUACGAGCAUAUCCAAAAGAGAGAAGACACUACUCAACGCGGUAAUGUUGUCAUCAACAAUAACAACAACAUCGAAAGCAUCAUCAUCGUUCUUGGUUCAAAAUGGAUUCGCGACAAACACUCGAGCGUCAUCUUCGUCCCGUCGAUGCCCCCCCGGUUUAGCAAAGAAAAUGAUUACUACUACUAAUAAUACUAUCAAAGCGAUGGCAUCGUCAUCGUCGUCGUCGUCGUCUUCAUCAUCAUCGAACGAGAGUAACGACGAGAACAACGAAACGAACGCGUUCCGACUUUCGGGCAUCGCGCUGCUACCGAUUAGCCUUGCAAAUUUAUUCAACACGCCAGAGACGUUGACGACGUUUUUAGAUUUCAAAGACGCGGAACAGUUUCCAGACUUUACGACCGUGGAGACGUUAACGCACUGGUCAAAUUUAUUCGGUUCGGAUGCGUUUUCGUUAAUCACCUUGUGCUCGUGUUACGUGUUAGCAGACGCCGCGGAGAACAAUCGCUUGAAUUCCCAAACGUACCAGCGACUCGCAGUCGGUAACGUUUUAGUCUUAGCGUCCGUUAUUGGCGCUUUAGCAUUGACCCAAGUCGUAGGCGAAGCGCCUCGACCAAACGCGUCGGCCAUCGUGACAUUCACCGGAUUAUCUUUGCCGUGUUUGUUUGCAUCGGUCGGUGCAAUCAACACGCACGGGGGUGGGUUUGCUGGAGUUUCAGAUUUGUUCGCAAAAGAUUGGGACGAUUUGAAGGACUUCUCCAAUAAAGACGCGUCGUACUUAUCGCGAUAUUAUAAGCUCAGUUUCUUUACGACUUUGAUCGUCGGCGGCGCGUUUGCGUUCUCACCGACUUCUCCCUUAAGUGCUAUCAACGAACCAUACGCGAGCGCGGAGUUCAUUAGAAGAUUGUUUGGUCUAGGCGCGGUUUUUGGGUUAGCGCCAGCGCAGUUUGUCUUAUUAGACGCGAGUAAACGAAACAGAUUAGGAGGAGGCACGUUCAAGAAACUGAAUUUAUCCAUCGCCGCGUCGAUUUUUCUCAUUGACUUUAUGACGGUGUGGGGCUUUGGGAAGAUUGCUGAAAUCGCGACUCCGGAUCAAAUACAGGUUUUGAACGAGGCGAGCGCGACUGGAGGGAUUUCUCAAAUUUAUAACUACGUAGGCGCGAUUUCGGUUUCCUUGGCCAUCGCUGGUGUAUAUCUUUAUCAGGGAUUGUUUGCGAAGAAAUAA